AUGAAGGCCUUGUUCCUCUUCACCACAAUCCUUCUAAUUUCUCUACAUCCUAUAUCUCAAGCACAAACCCUAGACGUACCAAUUCCGAAGCUACCGGUACCCCUACCGCCAAUUCCAAACAUCCCUUUGAUCUUCUCGGACACACGACUCGAAAUCGUUUAUCCAGUCAUUCAAGCCUUUAAGCGACUCAUCACGUCCGACCCGCUCAACGUGACCGCCACCUGGAUCGGGCCAGACGUCUGCAGAUACAGGGGCUUCUUCUGCGGGCCCCCUCCCGACAACUUGUCCGCCACCGCGGUCGCCUCAGUCGACUUCAACGGUUUCGGGCUUUCCUCGCCCUCGAUCGCCGGUUUUCUCGACCGCCUGCCAGACAUCGCCGUUUUCCACGCGAACUCGAACAAUUUCUCGGGCAAUUUCCCUGCGAACAUAGCUCGACUCCGCUACCUAUACGAGCUCGACAUCAGCAACAACAAGUUUUCGGGCCCAUUCCCAUUCUCCAUCCUCGGAAUGGGCCUUUCAUAUCUCGACAUACGGUUCAACUCGUUCACUGGCUCGGUUCCCCCAGAGGUCUUUGCGCGGGGGAUCGACUUCCUCUUCCUCAACAACAACGACUUCGUGACCCGACUGCCCGAGAGCUUCGGGCCAGACGCGGGCCUCGCUUACCUAACCCUAGCUAACAACAAGUUCUACGGGCCCAUCCCGCGUGGCAUUUCCCGGGCUUUAUCGGGCCUUUCCGAAGUUCUCCUUCUCAACAACUCACUAAGCGGAUGCCUACCAUACGAGUUGGGCCUAUUAAAAGAUGCGAUUGUUUUCGACGCGAGCAAUAAUGAUCUAACGGGCCCGCUUCCUUUUUCCUUAGGGUGUUUGCAAAACUUGGAGGUUUUGAAUUUUGCCGGGAACAUGUUGUAUGGGAACAUUCCGGAAGCGAUAUGUCGGCUUGGGAAGCUGGCGAAUUUGUCGCUUUCGGGUAAUUAUUUUAUGCAGGCGGGGCCCGUUUGCGCGUCGUUGAUCGAGAAGGGCGUGCUUGAUGUGAGGGGGAAUUGUAUUCCGGGGCAGGGGAUGCAGAGGAGUAUGGCAGAGUGUGCGGGGUUUUUCGCGCGUCCACAUUACUGUCCGUACACGGACACGUAUACUAAAUUUCCCUGUUGGCUUCCCAAUUUUGGUUCUCCGGAUUAUCCACCUGGACUGGCGCCUGAGUCUUCUUGA
Molecule: messenger RNA, 1206 nt
Organism: Striga asiatica
Lineage: Eukaryota; Viridiplantae; Streptophyta; Magnoliopsida; Lamiales; Orobanchaceae
Source: the annotation of a GenBank genome assembly